Messenger RNA from Camellia sinensis, 1071 nucleotides. The record is from RefSeq and is a predicted model, not a curated record. NCBI's taxonomy places the organism in Eukaryota, Viridiplantae, Streptophyta, Magnoliopsida, Ericales, Theaceae.
AUGUUAGCAAACUUUGGGUUUGGAACCAAAUGGAUCUCCUGGAUUAAGGAGUGUGUGUCUACUGUAAGGCUCUCAAUACUUGUUAAUGGUUCACCAACCAAGGAGUUUAGUUCCAAGAAAGGUAUUAGGCAAGGUGAUCUCCUCUUACCAUGUCUAUUUAUUCUUGUGGCAGAAGCCCUAAACAUACUAUUGAAGAGAGCUAGAGAGUUGAGACUGCUAAAAGGGGUGAUUAUUAGGGACAAUCAGGUUGUGUUUUCUCAUUUACAAUUUGCAGACUCCUCUCUAUUGUUCUGUCAAGUUGAGGUUUCAGAAGUUCUUUUCUUAAAAAGGGCUCUCAGGUGUUUUGAACUAGCUUCAGGGCUUAAAAUCAACUACCACAAGAGUGUACUUUGUAGGAUUGACACUUCUGAUUCUUCCCUCAGUGAGUUUGCCUCCUUACUAAACUGCAAGACUCAAAAGCUUCCUCUUAAUUAUCUAGGUUUGCCAUUGGGUGCUAGUCCAAGGAGAAAGAAGACAUGGAAGCCUAUUGUUGAUAAACUUAAAUUAAGGCUUGCUGGUUGGAAAAAGGAGAAUCCUAUCAUUUGCAGGGUACCUGAAGGAAUAACAAAGGAGAUAGAUCAAAUUCACGCAACAUUCUUAUGGAGUGACCCAGAUUUGAAAAGAAAAAUCCAGAGAAUGAGAUUCUGGCACGAUAAAUGGUGUGGAGAUAUUUACCUCAAAGAGGAGUUCCCAAGGUUAUUUGGGUUGUCUAAUGAGAAAGAGAGCUCUCUUAAGGACCUAGCGGUUAACACAACCGCCUCACAAAACUGGUUACUCAAUUUUAGAAGACUCUUAUUUGAAUGGGAAAAUGAGGAACUUCUUAGACUCAUUAAAAGCUUGCAAGCAGCUCCUGUUCUAAAUCUGGCAGUCAAGGAUAGUGUAAUGUGUGGUGGGAGGUUAUUUGGGUGGUACCUGGAUUUGUACAAGGUUUGUUCGACUAGUGGUCAAGGCAUUGCUGCAGGUCAAUUGAAAGAAGAAUUUGGAGUGCCAUUCCUCUGGUGGCUCUUUGGUCAAUUUGGAGCACGGAAAUGA